AUGGCUACCAGAAAGAUUUCUCAGGGACGAGCUCAGGAUUCGAUGGUAAAGAAUGUACGUACCUCCAUAGUUCGAUCUCUACGAAAGAAUGGUGAAAUCUGUGCAUACUGUUAUUUCCAUCCAAAGAAAGAAUAUGUUGGAGUGUGCCCACUCUGUUUGAACGAGAGGCUUCUGCUUUUAGCUUCAAAGCAGAGAUCGUCAAGAACCAAAUACUCUUCAUCUUCACCAAUCAUUAGCCUCCCUAAGAUCUUCACCUUGAGCUCUCUCUUCAGUCGCCUCGAUCUCCGUCACCGCAGGAAAUUCCAUCCAUCCUCCGAUCUUGACGUCUCCACAAGCCAAGAAGAUUCUUUUAUAUCAAUAAAAUUCGAAAAUGAUGGAAACGCGUCGUGGGAGAGGAAAACAGUGUCAGAGCUUUGUGUAGACAACACAAACUCAACAUGUAAUAAGGAAAAGCAGUCCCUUAUAACGAGCAGUACGAGUAUCGUAGAGCAUCAUAGUGUCAAGUCAUCUCUCAGGUGGCGCAAACGUAUUGGUCAUCUUUUCCAUGUCAUCAAACUCAGAUCAGGAUGGUCCACCUCUUCUCGUCAUGUGGCAUCAUCCAAGGUCGAAGGAACCAAAGUGAGGAAACAGGGUUGGAUGGUGAGGACCUUAACCAGAAGAAAAUCCAGGAAAAGUAAAAGUUGAAUUUUCAUAUAUUUAUUUAUUACACCUAAACAAAAUAUAUUUUUUUGGUGUUUAAAAAGGAAAAAAAAUAUUGCUUCCUUUUUUUAGUUUAAUAUUUGGUUUGGUCGUUUUGUCAAUGAUUGAUGCCUCUGUUUAAAGAAGAAAUAUUUUGAAGUUUUUGUUGUUGUCGUAAGUAAUGACAAUGCUGGGUCAUCCAUAAACUAAAUUGCUG
Molecule: messenger RNA, 895 nt
Organism: Eruca vesicaria subsp. sativa (arugula)
Lineage: Eukaryota; Viridiplantae; Streptophyta; Magnoliopsida; Brassicales; Brassicaceae
Source: the annotation of a GenBank genome assembly